Zasmidium cellare ATCC 36951 is the source of this 777-nucleotide messenger RNA. RefSeq lists its product as uncharacterized. The coding region runs from base 1 to 777 and encodes 258 amino acids. The transcript has a single exon. The record is from RefSeq and is a predicted model, not a curated record. NCBI's taxonomy places the organism in Eukaryota, Fungi, Ascomycota, Dothideomycetes, Mycosphaerellales, Mycosphaerellaceae.
AUGGACCUACACGGCGUGCUUCUCAAAAUGAUGGACAACGUUGUCGGCCCCAGACUACGAUCUUUGUACAGGGUCAUUGUGCCGGAAAAGAAUAUGCUGCCGUCUGAGGCUUUUCUGAAAGAGUCACAGGCCGGAAUUUUGGAGCAUGAGACGACAAAGUCGCAUACGGGAGAUCCGACUGUCAUGAGCCAGCUGACAAGAUGGAUGGAGGCAUGCAAGUCUCAUCCUCGAUGCUCGUCAAACACUGUCACUCGCCACCUUCCGACUCGUCUCAUCGACUUGAGUCCCCCUACCGGCAUCGACAUGUUCCGGGUGUGGUCCACUACUGAGGACUCACAUGUCCCAUACUGCACCCUGAGCCACUGUUCGGGUGACGGUAAAGGCAUUUUGAAGCUGGAGAAGAGCACCUUCGAGAGCCUGUACGCUGGUAGAAGGAAGGCCGCCUUGCCACUUACCUUCCGGCAAGCCAUGACAGUCUGUCUAGAACUAGGGAUUCGCCACAUAUGGAUUGACAGUCUCUGCAUCAUCCAGGAUGAUACGUCGAAUUGGGAGUCAGAAUCACAGAGAAUGAGCGACAUCUACGCCAAUGCCCAAUGCAAUAUUGCCGCAACCGCCAACGCACAUGCUCACCUGCGCCUAUUCCGAGAGCGAAGCCUCAACGUCAUACGGCCAAUGCAAGUCGACAUUUCUGCAAAACCACAUGGAUCGCUCGACCUGCCGGCUGGAAGAUAUAGCUUGUUUGAUCUUCAGCUCUGGAGCUCCAAUGUCAAGGAUUAG